GUUAGCCACUUAAUAAUCCACGCCAAGAAAGUGACGUGCUUCGUUCGCCACAAAAGUCGCCAUAUUGCUUACAAACACGUUCCCGAUUUCCUUCUCCGACUUACAUAACGUUUCCCAGCGCAAGUUUUUCACGGUUUCUCCCGUUUAAUGUCUUAAAAAGCCAUGACGCAAUUCCUCCCGCCGAAUUUGCUGGCUCUUUUCGCCCCGAGGGAUCCAAUUCCUUAUUUGCCACCAGCCAGUAAAUUACCUCACGAAAAAAAGAACAGGGGAUAUGUCGGAAUUGGGGCGUUCUUAUCGGAAUUCGAGGAUCCUAAAGAUACUCCACCACCGACUCGAGUUGAAACCAGAGAGGAAAGGUUGGAACGUAGAAGGAGGGAACGAGCCGAGCAAGUCGCUUACAAAUUGGAGCAAGAAAUUGCGGUUUGGGAUCCUAAUUCCCAACCGAAUAUGACCGUUGAUCCUUUUAAGACGUUAUUUGUCGCUAGAAUUAAUUAUGACACAUCGGAAUCUAAAUUGAGGAGAGAAUUUGAAGUAUACGGACCGAUAAAAAAAAUUGUGUUAAUUCAUAAUACGAUUAAUGGUAAACCGAGGGGAUAUGCUUUUAUUGAGUACGAACACGAGAGGGACAUGCACUCUGCAUACAAACAUGCAGACGGUAAGAAAAUUGAUGGUCGUCGCGUUUUGGUCGAUGUUGAACGAGCUAGGACUGUCAAAGGAUGGUUACCUCGAAGACUUGGUGGUGGUCUUGGUGGUACAAGAAGAGGAGGUCCCGACGUUAACAUAAAACAUUCGGGUCGCGAAGACAACGAAAGAGAACGCGAACGUUACCGAUUAGAACGGGAACGAGAAGAACGCGGAGGUGGAGCUUUGGGUGGUGGUGGUGGUGGAGGAGGAGGAGGCGGAGGUGGUACCGGAAGAGAUCGUGAACGCGACCGAAACGAUCGCCUCGCGAAUUACGAACGACGACGAUCGCGAUCUCGCGAAAGAAGGAAACGAUCUUCUCGAUCGAGGUCUCCGCGUAGAGAAAACAGACGUAGAAGUCGCGAGCGUGUGCGUGAUUCGGAAGUUGAGGAGGUUGAAAGGCCACCGAGGGAAAAAGAACGCGAAAGAGAGAGGGAUCGUGAUAGGGAGAGGAAAAGGAGGCGAUCUAAAUCGAGGGAUCGCGAAAGAGAACGAGAGAGGAAACGAGAACGUAGGGAACGACGUGAAAGGGAAAGAGGUGGUGAACGAUUGGAGUACAUUAAAACGGAUGAUGGGGGUGAAAUUCGUAUUAAAGAAGAACCCCUUGAUGAUUAUCCAGAUUACACUCAAUAUCAAACGACAACCGCUUACGACGACACAAACGUAAAAUACGAAGAGGACGAAAAGAAAUUUGAACCUGACAAUUCAAACGGAAAUAGUCGUCAUUAUGAUGAUUAUGAAGAAGGGGAAGCGUAUUAAGUGAUUGAUAUCUAUAUUAGAAAAUAGUAAAAUAUAUAUAUAUUAACAAUAAGAUUAUCUUAAAUGAUAGAUGUUUGAUAAAUUGUGUUAAUUUCGUUUUAUUAUAUAUACAAAUAGUAAUAAUUAAUAAUUGUAUUGUUACAAUUAGAUUCAAUUAGAUUUAGCCCCAUUUACAAAUUGACUUUUGUAUGUUUCUCCUUUUUUCACAAUAAUUUUUGGAAUGUAUUUAAUCUUAAGGAUUGUAAUAAAGUUAUUCAAUAAUUAAA
Onthophagus taurus is the source of this 1706-nucleotide messenger RNA. It is a transcript of the gene snRNP-U1-70K, whose product is annotated as small ribonucleoprotein particle U1 subunit 70K. Gene Ontology annotation, biological process: mRNA splicing, via spliceosome. The record is from RefSeq and is a predicted model, not a curated record. Gene Ontology annotation, molecular function: U1 snRNA binding; mRNA binding. Gene Ontology annotation, cellular component: precatalytic spliceosome; U1 snRNP; U2-type prespliceosome. Lineage: Eukaryota; Metazoa; Arthropoda; Insecta; Coleoptera; Scarabaeidae.